AACUAACUGCCUGUGCGAGGAGCGGUGCCCGGGGAGGGGGCGUGAAGAUUGGGGUGCCCGUUUUAGGGCCCCCCCCAAAAGCUGCGGGGUCGGAAGAGCGGCCAGCAGUCCCGGGGACAAGGGGGUGGGUGGGUUGAGAACAGCUUGGCUGCAAGGCCGGCCUGCCGCCCCUUCCCCCCACCCCCGUCGGGCCUGGUCGGCAGAAGUCCCCCGGCUCGCUCCUCAAGCCGACGCGAUGGCGACUGCUGUGGGGAUGGAGGCCUCUCCAGCGACGGAUGCGAGCUGGGAAGGCGGCGGCAGCGGCGGGGACGACGGCAUAAAGCAGGCGUUUCCGGAGCCGGAGUCUUCCCCACAAAAUGGCGGCGACGGCGUCCUCAGCAUCGCGGAGCCCGGCGGCGGCGGCGGCGGCACCGCGCCUGAGGAGACCGCGGCGGCCAAAGCCUCCGCGGGCCUCAGCCAUGCGCAGCUUCCGGACGCUUCCGAGGCGGGCGCGGCCGCCCUGCUCAAAGGCCCGGAAGAGCCGGAAAGGCCCGUUCGGAGGAGUUUUCAGAUUCCCAGGAAGAGCCGAGAAAAGAAAGCACUUUUCCAGCCAUUAACUCCAAGUUCCCGAGAAUUUGAAGAUGUUUUAAACAUUCUCCAUUCAUCUUACCUUGAACCAACCUCUGUAGCAAAUUUUAACUACAAACGUGCUUGUUUGAUACAUAAUGAACUCUUGGAAAAGGAGUUUACAGAAAAGCGAAGAGAAUUAAAGUUUGAUGGGCGCUUAGAUAAGGAACUUUCAGAAUCCUAUGCAUUUCUGAUGGUUGAUCGACAUCAGGUUCAGAGCAUAUGUGAAAAAGGAUUACAGGUGGGACAAUCCAAAAUAACAAUUCUUGGCAGUCCUUCCAUGGGUAUCUAUCUUUCUAGAUAUGCUGAUUUAUUACAAGCAAAUCCUUUGGAAGCUGGGGCAAUGGGUGAUGUUGUUAUUUUCAAAAUAAUGAAGGGUAAAAUAAAGAGUAUAUAUGAUCCCAUGGGAGUAAAAAGUUUGGAAUCUAUGUUAAAUAAAAAUACUCUGGACCCAACGCCAAAGCAUGAAUGUCACAUGUCGAAGAAUGCCAAUAGGAUUACAUCACUUUUGGCAUACAGAGCCUAUGAGCUUACUCAGUAUUAUUUUUAUGAGUAUGGCUUUGAUGAGCUAAGACGAAGACCAAGACAUGUGUGUCCAUAUGCAGUUGUGUCUUUCAAUUACAAAGAUGAUAUUCAAACUCCCAAGUUUAUCUCUUCAUCACGAUCUAAUAGCUUUAAUGCAGAUAGAAAUACAGAUAAAUUUAACUAUACCUUGUGGAAAGGACAACUUUUAAACAAAGGGAAGCUUUUGUGUUAUAUUUCUCUAAGGUCAGCUACCCGUGCUUUUCUGCCUAUCAAGUUGCCUGAGAAAUUAGAUGUUGAAACAGUUAUGAGUAUUGAUCAUCUGAAACAGAAAAUCCCUCCAUCACUCUUUUAUAAGGAUAUAUAUGUAGGCCCAAAUGAAGUUUUGAAAAAUGGCAUGUAUUGCAGCCUUUAUGAAGUUGUAGAGAAGACAAGAGUUGGAAGUAACAUGGAGAGUUUACUGCUAAAACUAGAGAAAGAAAAACUUGUUCUUGUCAAACUGCUGGGAGACCGAGGAUUCCUUUUUCUUCUUUCUCCUUGUCAGAUGAUUUCUCCAUAUGAAUAUCAGACUGUCAAGUCUCGAGCCCUACAUGCUUUGUUUCUGUUUCAAGAACCUAGAAGCAUAGUUCCUUCACAAAAAGGUUUCACCAGUACAGUACCACAGGAAAGGCAUGAAAGUGUAUCAGAUGUAUUAAAAAUAACUCAGUUUUUACAAUUUUCUUUGAUUCAGUGUCGAAAGGAAUUCAAAAAUAUAAAUAGUAUAAAUUUUCACUCUGUUGUUGAUAAAUAUGUAAGCGAAUUUUUUAAGCGAGGGUUCGGCUCAGGUAAACGAGAGUUUACCAUGUUUCCGUAUGAUUCACGAUUAGAUGAUAAAAAAUUCUUAUACUCCGCUCCAAAAAAUAAAUCCCACAUUGAUGAUUGCUUGCAUACCUAUAUUUUUCGGCCUGAGAUGUAUCAAUUACCUAUUUGUCAAUUAAAAGAGCUUUUUGAGGAAAAUAGGAGAUUUCAGCAGUUAAGUCCACUUUCAGAUUAUGAAGGCCAAGAAGAAGUGAAUGGUGCGAAAAUGAAAUUUAGAAAACGGAAUAACUCCAAAGGUGAGAUGAGCACAUCUGGAAAGCAGAAAUCAUCACAUUCAUUGGAUUAUGAUAAGGAUAGAGUCAAAGAAUUGAUUAACUUAAUUCAGUGUAGGAAAAAAAAUGUGGGUGGGGACUCAGAUACAGAAGAUAUGAAAAGCAAAGCUAUCUUGAAGAGGAAACUUGAGGAUCUGCCUGAAAAUAUGAGAAAACUUGCCAAGACCAGUGAUUUAUCUGAAAAUUGUCAUCUGUUUGAAGAGUCUCCACAGCUUGCUGGCUCUCUCAGUGGUGGCCUUGGGCAUGAUGCUGAUGUGAGAGGGCAGCAGCAGGGUACCUCUAACUCUGGCGUUGCCGACAUCCACAGGGUGUUUGAUUGGCUCUCAGAAACACUAGCAAAUGCACGGCAUUCUGAUACACCCCUGACGGACACAGUCAACAAAGCUUUAGGACUGAGCAUUGAGGGUGCAUCUGAAGAAACGAGGCAAAAGCAAGAACAAGAAUUGAAUAUUACCCAGGAUAAGAAAGAGUGUGAGCAGCCUACUUGUGCAAAAAUUGAAAAUGUACAUUUUAAGGAUUCUCAGAGCCCAUUACUAGAUGUUGAUACAUUAUCAUUAAAAUAUCCUAUUGCUGUUUCCACCAGUGAAGGAGACAUGGAUCACAAACUACAUUUGAAAGAAAUGAUGGAGAACACAUGUGGAACCCGCUUCGAAGAGUGCGACUCUGUGUGGAAAGUGAUGGAAAAGGAGGAGGAAAAGAAGAAACCACCUGGUUCUUUUGACCCUGAUACCAUCCCCGCCAUGGAAAUGGCAGCUGUAUCCAUUAGAAACAGCCCCCGCAAAGAGGAAAGAAAUGCCCGACGUUCAUCAGCUACCCUCCCUACUUGGGGACAGGUGAAACUGAUGAGCACGUGGGCCGAAAUUGCGUUAACAAACACUGACAAGCCAAUAACCCCAGAAAAUUUAUUUCUGACCAUGAUUACUGUUAUUCCUGCAGCUCCUGGGGAUCCAAAUUUAAUUAACAUGGACAAUUUUGAAGAUUGCAGUUUGUGUCCUUCUGAACAUGGAUUUGGUAGACAACCGUCUAAGUCAAACACUGUUGAAGAGCCUGAAAUACAUUGGAAACUGAUUCCUAUUACAGGAGGGAAUGCAAGAAGUCCAGAAGACCAGCUGGGGAAACAAGGUGAGAAACAAACACCAGGUAUGAAAUCACCAGAAGACCAACUGGUGUGUCUGCCACCGCAGGAGGCCUUCCCUAACGACCCCCGGGUAAUAAGUAGACAGAGAAGUUCUGAUUACCAGUUUCCAUCCUCUCCAUUUACAGACACACUAAAGGGCACCACUGAGGAGGACGUGUUGACAGGUCAGGUGGUGACGGUGGAGGAACAGUGUGAUCCAGCACCAGAACCACCCACACUGAGUGAAACCAUAGAGAGGACAGUGUUAGGAGAAUACAAUCUCUUUUCUAGGAAGAUAGAAGAGAUCCUAAAGGAAAAGAACGUUCCUUAUGUCAGUAAAGCGUCCACACCUAUCUUUUCAACCCAAGAGAAGAUUAAACGGCUUUCUGAAUUCAUAUAUUCUAAGACUUCCAGAGCUGGCGUGCAGGAGUUUGUUGAUGGCUUGCAUGAGAAACUAAAUAGUAUUAUUAUCAAAGCAUCAGCCAACGUUGAGAAUCUGCCACCUGCCAGUCCUAAUGAUUCUGGUACCAAGAAAGCAUUGAGUACUGUGGGAAGGCACUGCAUGCCAGUUUCCUCAAGUUAUUACAACAACAAAUGCCUCCCUGCAUCACUUUGUAGUGAUGCUUUGAAAGACACCAGCUCUCAUGAGCAGCCUUCCUCUUCAGCCUUGCAUGUAACUGCAGAAGAGAUGAACCAACCAUACCAUGCCACAGAACCAAUGGUGAUGUCUGAUCAUACCGUGCCUGGCAAUACUGCUCGGGAUCCCGUAGAAAAAGACACGACAAAAUCGCCUAGUGAUGUAAACAUUAAUGCUCCGCCAGCUCUUUCAAAUUUUAUAAGCCAGUUAGAACCUGAAGUGUUUAACAGUUUGGUUAAGAUAAUGAAAGAUGUCCAGAAAAACACUGUGAAAUUUUAUAUUCAUGAAGAUGAAGAAAGUGUGCUCUGUAAAGAAAUAAAGGAAUAUCUUAUCAAAUUAGGCAAUACAGAAUGUCAUCCAGAACAGUUUUUGGAAAGAAGAUCAGAAUUAGAUAAACUAUUGAUUAUUAUUCAAAAUGAAGACAUUGCAGGUUUCAUUCACAAGGUACCUGGUUUGGUGAUGCUCAAGAAGCUCCCGUGUGUUAGUUUUGCUGGUGUGGACAGCCUGGAUGAUGUAAAAAACCAUACGUACAACGAGUUAUUUGUGUCUGGAGGCUUUAUUGUAUCUGAUGAAUCCGUUCUAAAUCCAGACGUCAUCACAAUCGAGAACCUUAAAAUUUUUCUGACAUUCCUUGAAGAACUUAGUACUCCAGAAGGCAAAUGGCAAUGGAAAGUCCACUGUAAAUUUCAAAAAAAGUUAAAGGAAUUGGGAAGAUUGAAUACUAAGGCUCUAAGUUUGUUGACGCUUCUGAAUGUCUACCAGAAGAAACAUCUGGUUGAAAUUUUAUCGUACCACAUAUGUGACUCACAAACUCGAAAUGCUCCAGAACUGGAUUGCCUUAUUAGACUUCAGGCUCAGAACAUACAGCAACGGCACAUAGUCUUUUUAACAGAGAAGAACAUCAAGAUGUUUUCCAGUUAUGCAGAUAACGGAAUAGUGGUGGCAACUACGGAAGACUUUAUGCAAAACUUUAAAAGUCUUGUGGGCUACCACAACACCAACACAGAAGAAAACCAUCCGAUACUUGCUGCUACUGAGAAUCAUGAAUCACAGUCAGCUCUUUUAGAAAGCGCUGAAAAGGAUGAAGAGGAUAUGUCUCUGGAUUCAGGGGAUGAAAUCUCACAAAUAGAAGUAUGCAGCAAUUUUCAUUCAGAAAUAUUGGCGAAAGAAACCAAAGGAUCACGUGGAACAGAGCAAAAAAAGAAUGUUCAUACUGAGUUGCAGUCAUCUCCUGACAUGCACAAAAGUUUAUUAGAAGAUAAGACGUAUGAAAAUGAUUUUGAAGAGCAAGCUUCGGUUGAUAGAGUAUGCCCAGAAUCAGAUGAAAACAGCCAUUCAGCAGAACAAGACUUACAUAGCAACUUUCAAUUAAAUAUGUCCCAUCAGUUUAGUCAUUUUAAUGUUCUUACUCAUCAGACCUUUUUGGGGACACCAUAUGCCUCGAGAAAGUGAAAGUUACUUUUUAUCUGCUUAUGCUCAAAGCUUGGAUAGACAAAUCUCCAUUUAAGUUGGGAAAAAAAGGAUUCUUCAAGUUGUUUUCAAAGGAGAAUAGUAACUUAAAAUAUACAUAUAGUUGUGAAUUAACAAUUUAUAAUUCAUAAUCUAAACAAAGUUUCUUGUCUUUUGUCAAUUUUCCCCCUUAUUUAAAAUCAUGACGACAUGUAAGUUGAAGCAUCUGAAGAUUGAAAUAAAUAUAUAUAUUUUAACAUAUAUUGUUACUUGAAUUACAUGUUUGACACUUUGAGUUUUAUAUGUACAACCAUGGUCUUUACAGAAAGGGUGGUAAACAUCAGUGGCUGUACUUUUGAUGUCAGGUGAUAAACUACUUUUGCUGAAUUAUUUAUUUUGUCUGAUGAUUUUGUAUAGUUUUUUUUUUUUACAAAGGUGUUAAUAUUUAUAGGAUUUAUUGACUCAAUACCACCUUAGAAGAAUAUCAAGUUUAGCCAUGUAAAAUUGUUAAAAUUUCAAUCUCAUGUUUUUAAAAAAAGACUUGUUAGAGAUGUUAGACAUUAGCUAUAGAUUUUUAAACUGGUUGUCACAGAAAAAUGGAAGUCUAUUUUUGAUGGGAUUUUAAUAGUAUUCAUUACCAUUUAUUAAGCACAUAUAGAGUAGAUAUGUAUUCAAACUCACAUUUAUUGCUAAUUGCUUACUCAUGCUAAAUUGUAAAUAUGUUUUGAAUAGGAUUUAGAUAAAAUUUUCAUACAUGUCUAAAGGGAAUACAGGUUAGAAACCUCAGCCUGUAUCACGGUAAGUAGAAAGUUUUUAUAAACCUCUAAGGUUGCAAAAAGUUUUCUUAAAAAAUUAAAAAUACCAAACUUUUACAAAAGUGUCUGCUUUAUUAAAAAAGACAGCAUAUUUACUACAUAAUGUGCAUGUUUUUAAAAAAUAAGCAAAGGUUAAAGAUUUGGUGUUCUAUAUUUAAAAUGAAGAACCAAAAUUAUCUUCUUGAUUGGCAGCUAAAGGCAUGAGAUUAGUUUCUAAUUCCUUCUGCUUCUGAAGAAGCCCCUGAAAUCACAAUGUUAUGUUUGUUAGUAAAGGGGAGUACAAAAGCAGGCUUGCAAAGUAAUUCCUAACUUACAUUCCUAUCUUGUGAAUCUUGGCUGUAGUGUAAAAGCUUUUACUCAUUUGUCCUGUUGGGUUUUCAGCAACUCUUGGCACUGUUGUUUUCCCACUUAGCUAGGUAGCUGUUACCAAGUCUCCCUCCCUCUGGAGCGAGAUGUCAGUCCAUAAAAACAAGUGCUUGACUGCACUCAAACAUCAGUGGUUAACACAAGGAAGGUCCUGCUAAAGUAGGCCCUUCCUCACAAUUUUAUCUCCAGUUAAGCUAGGAUGUAGAUAUACUUUCUCACUUUCAGGAAAGAUAAUCAUGUCACAGUGGUUAAAAAUAGCUCUUGGCUGCUAAUGGAAUUGCUGGAACCUCCACAAGAGGAGAAUUGUACUCUGCCCUACACGGUGGCAAUGAAUCAAGACACUAUGGCAGCGAGUUUGGUUAUUACUGUGUGAGUUGACAUUACUUGAAUUAUAAUUUCAAAAAUUUCACUCAUUGAGGCAAUUCUAAUAGCCUAUAUAGGCUUUCUAGGGCUGUAAAUUGAACGGAACAAAAUAGUCUGCUGGUGAAUUUUAACUGCCACACUUGAAGCUAACAGCUUCAAAAACUUACCAGCACAGCUUUUUUUUAACAUUACUAUAGACUUAGGGUGGCUUUUUUUCUUUUUCAAAGGGCCUUACUGAUAAUGUUUUACCAUUUAAAUGUAUGUUUUUUUCAUUCAAUAAAAAUGUCUAUUUGAA
Messenger RNA from Echinops telfairi (small Madagascar hedgehog), 7300 nucleotides. It is a transcript of the gene TASOR, whose product is annotated as transcription activation suppressor. Gene Ontology annotation, cellular component: heterochromatin; nucleoplasm. Gene Ontology annotation, biological process: negative regulation of gene expression, epigenetic; protein localization to heterochromatin. Bases 236 to 5464 code for a protein of 1742 amino acids. Lineage: Eukaryota; Metazoa; Chordata; Mammalia; Afrosoricida; Tenrecidae. The record is from RefSeq and is a predicted model, not a curated record. The transcript is spliced from 25 exons. Gene Ontology annotation, molecular function: chromatin binding.